UUGCUGCUAAUUCUUCUUCGUUCUCAUCACUUUUCGUCGCAGCUAAUUUUGGGAUCUUCUUCGAUUGCUCGACGUAAGAUAUUAACAGACAUGGGAUACCAAUUCGCUCUCAUGAGUGCUGAUAUUGAUGAGAAAAGCAUCCGCAAGGAGAAACCUGAAGAGUUAGUAUUGGCUUUAGCUGAGGCAAAGGCUGAUGCCAUUGUGUCGAAACUGCAUACUAAUGAAUGUGAAGAUGAGGAAGAACACACAAUCUUGAUUGCAGCAGAUACAGCUGAAGCAAUUGUGCAGCGGAUCACUGAUGAUGACAACAUAGAGGAGGAUAAGCCGACCUUACUUGUUACUUGUGACCAAGUGGUUGUCUAUGAAGAUACUGUCAGAGAGAAACCCUCGAGUGUGGAAGAAGCAAGGGAAUACAUAAGAGGCUACUCCAAGGGACACACAGCAACAGUGAGUUCUGUGGUUGUAACAAAUCUCAAAACAGGAUUCAGUAAAGGAGGAGUCGAUAGAGUGGAGAUAUAUUUUAAUGAAAUAUCAGAGGAGAUUAUUGAUAAACUGAUUGAAGAAGGCAUGGUGCUUAAGGUGGCUGGUGCACUCCUAAUCGAGCAUCCUCUAAUAUUGCCAUGCGUUAAGAAAGUGGUUGGGACAACAGAUAGCGUGAUGGGUCUUCCCAAAAAGUUAACUGAGAAACUUCUAAAGAAAGUAUUGGCAAGCACAUAG
This is a messenger RNA of Thlaspi arvense, 717 nucleotides long. The record is from the annotation of a GenBank genome assembly. Lineage: Eukaryota; Viridiplantae; Streptophyta; Magnoliopsida; Brassicales; Brassicaceae.